AUGUUUAAGGAUCAGAUGGAGGUUGAGGUUCAGGAGGAGGUGUUAGAGGGGAGCUCUAUGUGUCUGCGCUGCUCUGCUAAGACUCUCUGCUCCUCUUCUCCACCAACUCUCACAUGGAGCUCCACUGACAGACUCCACCUCAAUGAGAGCAGCAGACUACAGCUGGAUCAACAGAAACAAACUGAGAUCAUCUCUGAUCUGAACUUCACUGCUACUCACCUUCAACAUGGAGUCACUUUAAUCUGCACUAUAACCUACCAGCUACAGCAGAGGAUCACAACAGCACAGAACAACAUCACACUACGUGUUCAGUAUGCUCCUAAAACCAUCUCAGUGUCUGUGUUUCCAUCUAACUCUGUCCUGGAGGGCAGUUCAGUGACUUUGAUCUGCAGAAGUGAUGCAAAUCCAGCAGUUCUCACCUGGUACAGAGAGAAUGAAGGACAGCUGGAGAAGCUGCAGACUGGAUCUAAUCUCACCUUCAAUGUUACUGAUCGUACACAAACAGGACUCUACUACUGUCAAACCAAAAACCAACAUGGUACCCAAAACACAUCAGUACUGCUGGACAUUCAGUAUGCUCCUAAAAACACAUCAGUGUCUGUGUUUCCCUCUAAACCUGUACUGGAGGGCAGUUCAGUGACUUUGAUCUGCAGCAGUGAUCGAAAUCCAGCAGUGUUCAACUACACCUGGUACAGAGAGAAUGGAGGACAGCUGGAGGAGCUGCAGACUGGAUAUAAUCUCACCUUCAAUGUGACUGAUCGUACACACACAGGACGCUACUACUGUCAAACCAGAAACCGACAUGGCACUCAAAACACAUCAGUGUUGCUCGACAUUCAGUAUCCACCUAAAAUAUCUCUCUCCUCCGGCUUUACUUGUGGCGAUUUAACUGUGUGUUUGUGUGAGGCUCAUGGGAAUCCCUCUCCUAAAGUGGAGUGGCGUCUAUCUGGACGUCCUGUCAGUAACUCUACAAACACAUUCAUCAGUGAGGAGCGAUUGAACAGCACAGACUUGAGGAGCUUCAUUUCUCUCCAUCAGUCACUUACACACACAGACACUCUGCAGUGUGUCACCACCAACACUCACGGCAAGGCCAGUGAAAAGAUUCAACUGGUUUCCAGUCCUCGGGAGACAAAUUGUCAAUGGAUUAUAAUUCCACUCUUGAUAUUAAUACUCAUUCUUCUACUGUUUGUUGCAACUGUUGGAUUUGGGCUCUACAAAAUUAGACAACUAACCAUGAUGUUGAAGGUUCACAAUGAUGCUUCUCUUCAACUCUCUGCCAAAGACCCUUAUUAUGAAAAUGUGAAUUUUAAGUAA
Molecule: messenger RNA, 1317 nt
Organism: Paramisgurnus dabryanus
Lineage: Eukaryota; Metazoa; Chordata; Actinopteri; Cypriniformes; Cobitidae
Source: RefSeq, a predicted model, not a curated record